AUGACUGAGCAGCCCUGCACUCACUACUCCUUCUGGUUCGCUGGUCCGAGUUGUGGGAGCAGUUCGUCGGAUGUGGUUGGGGCAUCGCCCGGUCAGCAACCUGGAACAGGGAAAGCCAGGGGAAACAAGGGACCAAACCGCCGGGUGUUCCUGGCUAACAAGCCACUAGGGAGGUUGGCUGGGGCCUUAGCGUGCUGCUGUUCCCGCCGGUCGCAGGCUGCAGCUUGCAUUAUGCAGAUGGGAGAUCCGGACGCAUCUUUACUUCAAGCUUAUCGCGGAAGCAAUUCAGCUGUGCCGGGUUUAUCGCGGGAGUGGUUCGCUUUAUACGCACAGCAUCCUGAAGAUGAAACAGCUUUCUCUGUUUGA
Aspergillus niger is the source of this 366-nucleotide messenger RNA. RefSeq lists its product as hypothetical. The record is from RefSeq and is a predicted model, not a curated record. Lineage: Eukaryota; Fungi; Ascomycota; Eurotiomycetes; Eurotiales; Aspergillaceae. The transcript is spliced from 3 exons. Bases 1 to 366 code for a protein of 121 amino acids.